Molecule: messenger RNA, 2999 nt
Organism: Asterias rubens (European starfish)
Lineage: Eukaryota; Metazoa; Echinodermata; Asteroidea; Forcipulatida; Asteriidae
Product: WD40 repeat-containing protein SMU1
Exons: 11
Coding region: 103-1644 (513 amino acids)
Biological process (GO): mRNA splicing, via spliceosome
Cellular component (GO): precatalytic spliceosome
Molecular function (GO): protein binding
Source: RefSeq, a predicted model, not a curated record
UCUGAACUCUUGGUGGCGCCAUUGCAAAUGCACCGUGUGAUCGUUUUCUGCUUGCAAUUUAGCAUUUAGUGCUGGAUCUGGUUGUACUUUUUCCCUUCCAAAAUGUCGCUCGAAAUAGAAUCUGCAGAUGUUAUCCGCCUCAUCCAACAGUAUCUUAAGGAGAGCAAUCUUCAUCGCUCCUUGGCCGUCCUACAAGAAGAGUCUACAGUAUCCUUGAACACAGUGGACAGUAUCGACCAGUUUGUAUCAGACAUCAACAAUGGGCACUGGGACACCGUCCUGCAGGCUAUCCAAUCACUCAAGCUCGCUGAUAAGAUGCUUAUUGAUCUCUAUGAACAGAUCGUCUUGGAGCUGAUAGAGCUUAGGGAACUUGGAGCUGCUCGUUCAUUGCUUCGUCAGACCGAUCCCAUGAUCAUGUUGAAGCAACAGCAGCCAGAUCGCUACAUGCAUCUUGAGAAUCUACUCGCUAGAUCAUACUUCGAUCCACGAGAGGCCUACCCAGAUGGUAGUAGUAAGGAGCGUAGGAGAGCAGCUAUCGCCCAGGCUCUGUCAGGUGAGGUGAGCGUGGUCCCGCCAUCCCGCCUUCUGGCCCUCCUUGGUCAAGCCCUCAAGUGGCAACAGCACCAGGGUCUCUUGCCCCCUGGGGUUACCAUCGAUUUGUUCCGAGGGAAGGCAGCCGUGAGGGAUGAAGAAGAGGAGAAGUACCCAACACAGUUGAGCAAGACGAUAAAGUUUGGUCAGAAAUCACACGUGGAAUGCGCCUCUUUCUCACCUGACGGUCAGUAUCUGACGACUGGCAGCGUGGAUGGAUUCAUUGAAGUAUGGAACUUCACUACUGGCAAGAUCAGGAAAGAUCUCAAGUAUCAAGCACAGGAUAGUUUUAUGCUGAUGGACGACGCAGUGUUAUGCAUGUGCUUUAGUAGAGACAGUGAGAUGUUGGCAACCGGUGGGCAGGACGGAAAGAUCAAGGUUUGGAAAAUCAUCACUGGUCAGUGUUUGAGACGAUUUGAAAACGCUCACAGCAAAGGAGUGACUUCCGUUAAGUUCUCUAAGGAUGGUAGUCAGGUGCUGAGUGCUUCAUUUGACCAAACGCUCAGAAUACAUGGCCUGAAAUCUGGCAAAACACUGAAGGAGUUCAGAGGUCAUACAUCCUUCGUCAAUGAAGCUGUGUUUACGAUGGACGGUCACAAUGUCAUCAGCGCUUCAUCUGAUGGAACAGUCAAGGUGUGGAACAUCAAGACAACAGAAUGCAUAAACACAUUCAAGUCCCUCGGUGGUAGCUCCGGGACGGACAUCACAGUCAACAGCGUCAUUCCAUUCCCUAAGAACACUGAACAAUUCAUCGUGUGUAACCGCAGUAACACAGUGGUCAUCAUGAACAUGCAAGGGCAGAUCGUAAGGAGUUUCAGCUCCGGUAAGCGUGAAGGAGGUGACUUUGUCUGUUGCUGUCUGUCCCCAAGAGGAGAGUGGAUCUACUGUGUUGGUGGUGAUCUUGUGCUGUACUGUUUCUCAACCACUACUGGCAAACUGGAGAGAACACUCAAUGUCCACGAGAAAGAUGUCAUCGGUAUCGUUCCUCAUCCACAUCAGAACCUGCUGGCAACAUACAGUGAAGAUGGAUUACUGAAGCUCUGGAAACCUUGAGGAAGUAUAGGUGAAGUGAAUCAAACCUCAACAAGUGGAGGAGUGAGGGGGUGUAAUUGUGGAGUUUCAAUCCAUUCAAUUCUUAAACUUUGGCUAUUUUGUAUUUUUUUAAGUGUAAACAUUUUGUGCAACUGUUUUGUUUGUCAGAACGUAUUCUGGUUUGUUUUGGUUUCAUCUUUGACAGCAGCGACUAUGAUGAGCUAGGUUUGUGAGUUUGAAAAAGGGGGGGAAAUGCUGUGUCUUUGGGGCCUUGCAUGAGGUACCAUGUUGGCUUUAUAGCCAGUCUGAAAAACUCAACCCAAAACCUUCUUUAAAAAAACACAAUUUGUUGUUUGUCCUUGAUUUAUUUGAAUGAUUACUCACACCCAAAGUAUUUCUUUAAAAACAAAAAUUCUUAAAUGUUUUUAAUGUUCAACCCCCUGCCAAUGGUUAUUGCAAGAAUGGCCUGGGGCAGGGGAAGACAUUUUGUUAAAUCUUCUGUGUUUGUUUUUUUCUGUACAUUGUAAUUUUUUACAUAGUGUAAAAUAAUCCACUUGUCCGUAGAAGUAAUACAAUCCGUUAAAAAAGCUUUCAUAAGUUGCCAGUCCCAUGUUGGGCCUGUGUUUUGUGGCUGUACAGUACUGAGUAUAUCAAAUUCAAAACAUUAGUACAGAUCUGCCCUGUCCAUUUAGCAGGCUUAUGAUUUCUCAGUUUUUUGUCUGUGUUUCAGAAUUUUCUCAAACCCCACUUGAACCUUCAAUUGAUCUUGAAACAGUCACCAAAGGGAUAAAUAAAUAGUCCACACUGCAUCCAAACUUGUAGUUAUGUGUUUAUGUUGAUGCACAGAGUCUGUGAACCUCCUGAAUUCUAACAUCUGGGAGGUUCUGGGUAUAUAAUAAUGGGAAACCAAAGCCUGGAAGCCAUGAUUCAAGAAUUGUCUUAAUCAUCAAAUUUAUCCAUGAUUCAGUGCAGGCAGAACCAAGGCAUUAAGGGACGAUUUCAACAAACCCAGACCUCUAUGCUUCGUUUAUUUAAAAGGGCAAGGGCACCAAGGCAUUUUCUCCUCGGUAAAGGGGAACCUAUUAGGAAAUUUUUAAUUUCUGCUGGAGCAUUUCAAGGGCACCAAGGGGCAUGGAGAAAAUUGCAUUUGUCGCUCCAUGAAGUAUGAAGCCUGCAAACCAAUGCAACAAGUUUUGGGGUUUCUUAUCAGUUUUGUAUAAUCUACACAUGGGGAUGCUUCAUGGAUGCAGCUCUUUCGAUUCUCUCUCGAUUAGUUGAUUGUAACUAAACCGAGACUUGAAGUAAAAAAUAGUCUGGACCCUGUUUUAUAUCAUUAUAACCAGUGUGUGUUUUGUGCAAAUGCACACAAGGAACAU